Molecule: messenger RNA, 1657 nt
Organism: Alexandromys fortis (reed vole)
Lineage: Eukaryota; Metazoa; Chordata; Mammalia; Rodentia; Cricetidae
Gene: Ffar4
Product: free fatty acid receptor 4
Exons: 3
Coding region: 54-1142 (362 amino acids)
Biological process (GO): cellular response to hormone stimulus; hormone secretion; G protein-coupled receptor signaling pathway
Cellular component (GO): plasma membrane
Molecular function (GO): peptide binding; fatty acid binding; G protein-coupled receptor activity
Source: RefSeq, a predicted model, not a curated record
UACCUCGCAGAUGAGCGCUCUCGCAGACUGCGGCGGGCGCCCGGGCGCCCGGCAUGUCCCCUGAGUGUGCGCAGACGACGACGGGCACUGGCCCCUCGCUCACCCUGGACCAAGUCAAUCGCACCCAUUUCCCUUUCUUCUCGGAUGUCAAGAGCGAGCACCGGUUAGUAUUGAGUGCCGUGGAGACCACUGUGCUGGGGCUCAUCUUUGUGGUGUCACUGCUGGGCAAUGCGUGUGCUCUGGUGCUCGUGGCGCGCCGACGGCGCCGAGGGACGACAGUCAGCCUGGUGCUCAACCUCUUCUGCGCGGACUUGCUCUUCACCAGCGCCAUCCCUCUGGUGCUCAUCGUACGCUGGACCGAGGCCUGGCUGCUGGGCCCCAUCGUCUGCCACCUGCUCUUCUACGUGGUGACCAUGAGCGGCAGCGUCACGAUCCUCACGCUGGCGGCGGUCAGCCUGGAGCGCAUGGUGUGCAUCGUGCGCCUGCAGCGCGGCUUGAGGGGCCCUGGGCGGCCGGCGCAGGCAGCGCUGCUGACUUUCAUCUGGGGUUACUCAGCGCUCACCGCGCUGCCCCUCUGCAUCUUGUUCCGAGUGGUCCUGCAGCGCCUUCCCGGAGGGGACCAGGAAAUUCCGAUUUGCACGUUGGAUUGGCCCAACCGCGUAGGAGAAAUCUUGUGGGAUGUGUUUUUUGUGACUUUCAACUUCCUGGUGCCAGGGCUGGUUAUUGUGAUCAGUUACUCCAAAAUUUUACAGAUCACAAAGGCAUCAAGGAAGAGGCUCACGCUGAGCUUGGCGUACUCGGAAAGCCACCAGAUCCGAGUGUCCCAGCAGGACUACCGACUCUUCCGUACCCUCUUCCUGCUCAUGGUCUCCUUCUUCAUCAUGUGGAGUCCCAUCAUCAUCACCAUCCUCCUCCUCUUGAUCCAGAACUUCAGGCAGGACCUGGUCAUCUGGCCGUCCUUCUUCUUCUGGGUGAUGACCUUCACGUUUGCCAACUCCGCCCUGAACCCCAUCCUGUACAACAUGUCGCUGCUCAGGAACGAAUGGAGGAAGAUUUUUUGCUGCUUCUUUUUCCCAGAGAAGGGAGCCAUUUUUACAGACACGUCAGUCAGACGAAAUGACUUGUCUGUUAUUUCCAGCUAACUAGAACCAGCUAGCUGGAGCCAGGUGAACUGCUGUGUGCAUGUAAAGGGGGUUGCCUUCUGACGAAGUCACUGGUGUACCCUGCUUUAAGAAAAUCCAACUUCCAAUGGCACACAUCUUCAGGGCCAGCAAAUUAAGGAAUGAUCACUCCGUAUAAAAUAUUUUUUCUUAAAAAGACUUUCUAUGGGUUCCUUUUUAUGGACUUUUUUAGUGUUUGUAAUAUGAUUGAGUUAAUAAAAUUUUAUUUAUAACUGUUCCUACACAUAAACUUGUACCUUGUGACUGCUGAAAUAAACCUUGGAGGUGAUUCAGGGCUCAAAUUUCUUGGUAAAAGGUCACGGCCACCCUAAGUCCCCACCUUGGGUACAUAAGGCCUUUAAAUAAUUUGUUCAUUCAUGCCAAGACUGCUUAAGAAAUUCCAAGGAACGAUUAGACGUGACUUUUUCCCCCCAUGUAUUAAAAAUGGGCAGGAGACAUGACUCAAAGGUAGUAUGCUUGCCUAGCAAGUGUGUGAG